GCGGCGGCAUCGGCGCUGCUGGAGAUUCAUGUGCGUAUGUGCGGCGCUCCGGCGAGACCGGCCGCCAUCUUUACUACCCAUCAACUGCACAUCGCUGCCGGUGGGGCGGAACACCACUCACAUCAUCCACCCAGUUGAUUUCUAGGAACCUGGCGCACCACCGUGCUCUCUCGCCAAAGAAUUACCCCGCGUUCUGACCCGUUCGCUACCCCCCCUCCGGCUGCACCUCGAACACACGAUGGGAGAGCGAGAGGACCUCGUUUACCAGGCGAAGCUGGCCGAGCAGGCAGAGCGAUACGACGAGAUGGUGGUGUCUAUGAAGAACGUGGCGGGCAUGGACGUGGAGCUCACAGUGGAGGAGAGGAACCUACUAUCAGUGGCCUACAAGAAUGUGAUCGGAGCCCGGAGAGCCUCCUGGAGGAUAAUCAGCAGCAUCGAGCAGAGGGAGGAGAGCAAGGGCGCUGAGGAGAAACUGAAGAUGAUCCGGGAGUACAGCCAAACGGUUGAGAAGGAGCUGAAGACGAUCUGUGGUGACAUUCUGGAUGCACUGGACAGACACCUACUCCCCUCUGCUGUCAUGGGAGAGUCUAAGGUCUUCUACAACAAAAUGAAGGGUGACUACCACAGGUACCUGGCAGAGUUUGCCACUGGCAACCACAGAAAGGAGGCAGCGGAGAACAGCCUGGUGGCCUACAAAACUGCCACCGACCUCGCCAUGUCGGAGCUCCCGCCCACGCACCCCAUCCGCCUCGGCCUCGCCCUCAACUUCUCCGUCUUCUACUACGAGAUCUUAAACUCCCCCGACCGCGCCUGCAGGUCGCUGCCUCUGCUGAACACUUCAGAAGUCUUCUGUUCUUAGGCUCUUUAUUGUUAUUACAUUUCUGUUUUUAUAAUCUUCCUCUAUGUUUUGUUCUGGAGUCAGUAUUCCAGUGUUUCCCUCCAUUCAAUUUAAAACGUCUCCACCUCGGGCGGUUUGCACCGUGGUCGUGAUUGAGCAGCGGUUUCCACCAUGUGGUUCAUAGAUUGGUGGAAAGACCCCCGACUGUGUCGCUUUAA
This is a messenger RNA of Gasterosteus aculeatus aculeatus (three-spined stickleback), 1056 nucleotides long. NCBI's taxonomy places the organism in Eukaryota, Metazoa, Chordata, Actinopteri, Perciformes, Gasterosteidae. The record is from RefSeq and is a predicted model, not a curated record.